Protopolystoma xenopodis is the source of this 450-nucleotide messenger RNA. Lineage: Eukaryota; Metazoa; Platyhelminthes; Monogenea; Polystomatidea; Polystomatidae. The record is from the annotation of a GenBank genome assembly.
AUUCGUGCAUCUGCUAUUUCCGGAAGUCCACCUAGCUUGGUGAUUGAGUCCAAUCGGCCACAUUCAGUUAGCCAUCACUUGCUUUCUAGGCUUCAUCCAAUCGGAUUGGUUACUGUGCAACCGCCCUCUAGGAUCACUGCCCUCGCAAUGCAUGAUAUCUUUCAAAAGAAUGCUUUUCAAGCGCCGGAUUCACUGCAUCCGCAGAGCCCAAGCCGGCAGUCAUUAGCUUCUUCACCUAUUCUCCUGGGCUUGGCCACGGCCCAUGGAUUUGCACUGGUCCGCAUCAAUUCAUCUCCUGCACCGUUACAAUUACCCUCUCUGCUUCCUCAGACUGCUAGCGCGGGUACGAUAAAUUCAAGCGAUGCUAGAAACGUCGGUGAAGAACAAGAGCAGAUAAACACUGGUCUUGAGCAGCUUAUGAAAGAUGCAUGGUUAGUAUUUAUAAACUGA